Molecule: messenger RNA, 636 nt
Organism: Acaulospora morrowiae
Lineage: Eukaryota; Fungi; Glomeromycota; Glomeromycetes; Diversisporales; Acaulosporaceae
Source: the annotation of a GenBank genome assembly
AUGGUCUUCUUUCAGCAUUUUUCUCGUGGGUCUCACAACAAUUUACGGGUUUUGGCUUUUCAACUGAAUCCUAGAAGCAUUCGAAGACGUAACCAAUUUUCAUUCUCAGAGAAACUAUAUACCACCAACACACACGAGCCGAAUGGAAAGAACACCGAAGCAAAAUGUAAAGCUCCAUUGACAGAAGCGCAAAAAAAACUUAUUAAAAGUAUGAUUAGAGUUGAUCAAGCGGGAGAAAUUGGGGCAAAUUGGAUUUACAAGGGACAAAUGGCUAUAUUGGGUGACGACAAAAGAGUAGGACCUGUGAUCCAGAAUAUGUGGGAUCAAGAGAAACAUCAUCUUCAAACAUUCGAUGAGAUUAUUGUUCGUUAUAGAGUAAGGCCGACAUUACUGCGUCCAUUAUGGGAAGCAGCGGGUUUUAUCCUGGGUGCUGGCACUGCCCUGAUGGGUAAAGAGGCAGCCAUGGCCUGUACAGAAGCAGUUGAAACCGUAAUUGGCGAACAUUACAAUGAUCAAUUGCGAGAGUUAUUGCAUAUUGACAAUGAGGAAGUUGAGGAUCUGAAAAAGAUAAUUAAAGAAUUUCGUGAUGACGAAUUGCAUCAUUUGGAUAUCGCUGUAGAUCACGAAGCUCAAAAG